UUCUCUUCUCUUUAGCACCAGAGCAACGGUCAUCAUGGCUUUAUUUCAGAUCUUCUUCAUCUCGAUAAUAAGUUCCUGCGUGCCACAGGAUGCGGAUAUUAUUACUCCUGUGGUGAAUAUCUUCUCUGAGCUGAAGGAGCUUAAAGCCUCGAUUGAUGGACUGAGAACGGAUCUGAACUCGGCUAAAAAUGAACUCGAGGAGCAGAAAAUCUUGAUUCAGGACCUGUGGAAACAGGUUAAGGAGAGUCCAAAAGUGGCAUUCACUGCAUCCAUGUCGGCAACAGCGAGUACAAACCGGGGGCCUUUUAGUAUGGAGACCAGACUCAUCUUUGAUAAAGUCCUAACCAACGUUGGUGAUGCAUACAACCCUGUCACAGGAGUCUUCACAGCACCUGUUAAAGGUGUGUAUUACUUCAGGUACUCAGGCUCCGCGUUUUCCGCCCAUGAUAUGGGUCUGAGCAUCUUUAAAGGCACAGCACGAUUUGUGUCUUCAUACGAAUAUAAUUCUGGGGAGCGCAACGACCAAAUGUCCAAUGGAGCCGUGAUGGAGCUGGAUGUUGGAGAGGAGGUUCACGUGAAGCUGUGGAUCAGAUGCUGGAUCUUCGUGGAUCGACGUUACAACUAUUCCACUUUCACAGGCUACCUGCUUUACCCUCAGGAUUCUGCUUCUGUAUAAUUUAAUGAAGUGAAUUAUUUAGCAAUAUGUCAAAAAGAACUGUUUAAAAGUCCUGAAAUUGUAUCAUGUUUCUUCAAUGUGAAUGAAUUUAAUUCAACAGGUUACUAUUUCGGAUAUACA
Molecule: messenger RNA, 796 nt
Organism: Pimephales promelas (fathead minnow)
Lineage: Eukaryota; Metazoa; Chordata; Actinopteri; Cypriniformes; Leuciscidae
Source: RefSeq, a predicted model, not a curated record